Molecule: messenger RNA, 678 nt
Organism: Fonsecaea nubica
Lineage: Eukaryota; Fungi; Ascomycota; Eurotiomycetes; Chaetothyriales; Herpotrichiellaceae
Product: adenylylsulfate kinase
Exons: 1
Coding region: 1-678 (225 amino acids)
Biological process (GO): sulfate assimilation
Molecular function (GO): adenylylsulfate kinase activity; ATP binding
Source: RefSeq, a predicted model, not a curated record
AUGGUUGACAAAAUACUUACACCCUUGAAUAGCAACAUUCACUACCAUCCUACACCCUUGACGCCUUCCAUCAGGGCUGGGCUCCUCAAGCAGUCCGGUCUGACCAUCUGGCUCACCGGUCUGUCGGCCUCUGGCAAAUCCACUAUCGCCGUUGCGCUGGAACAAGCUCUGAUCCGCAAGCCGUACAACAAAAACGCCUACCGUCUGGACGGCGACAACAUCCGCUUCGGGCUCAACAAGGACUUGGGAUUCUCCCCAAAGGACCGCGAGGAGAACAUCCGCCGCAUCGCCGAGGUGGCGAAGCUGUUUGCCGACUCGUGCACCAUCGCCAUCACCAGUUUCAUCUCCCCCUACCGCGCGGACCGCGACCUCGCACGCAAGCUGCACGAGGCCGAGCGCCCCGGCGGCGAACCGGGCGUGCCCUUUGUCGAGGUGUGGAUCGACGUCCCCGUCGAAGUGGCCGAGCAGCGCGACCCCAAGGGCCUGUACAAGAAGGCGCGCGAGGGCAAGAUCCCUGAGUUCACGGGUGUCACGGCCCCGUACGAGGAGCCGCUGAAUCCGGAGGUGCAUAUCCGAAGCGACAAGACCUCUGUCGAAGAGAGCGUCAAGAUCAUUGUCAAGUACCUCGAGGACAAGGGCUACUUGAGCACCCCGCCCGCCGUUGAUGACGAUGAGUGA